CAAAUCUUUCUCCACCAAUAAGUUACAAAAUAUCGCUCUAUGGCAUCUGAUCCCCUCGACCUAGAAGAAAUGUUGCAGGAACGAUCAGGAGAACCUUUUGGCGAGGAUCUAUGCCAUCAACCGAAUGGAGGCUUAGAUUUAUCCAGCAUCAGGCCUCCGCCGACCCGCGAGACCGUGGAAGCGCUUGAGCGACUUUCUAGGUUACCCAAGACUCCUGUGGAUUUGACGAUGAUGCCGCGAAGACGAGUCGCAGCUGUGUUAGUUUUGCUUCAUGUCAAUUCCCUGGGUGGGUUGUCAGUGACCUUGACCACUCGCUCUAGCCGCUUAAGGUCUCAUCCAGGGGAUACGGCUUUACCAGGUGGUCGAAUAGAAGAUUUGGACGAAUCUGUCGUAGCGACUGCUCUUCGAGAGUCUAGCGAGGAGAUUGGCUUGCCGUUGAUCAACAUGGAGCAAUACGGUUUUUUGGGUGUUCUUAGCCCCUUCGUUUCACGGAAUCUACUCAUUGUCUACCCAGUUGUUUAUGUGCUCCUUAUCCCGGCACCCGGUUUUUUACUAGGACUGGCUGCCAACGAGGACGAGGUUGCCGAGAUCUUUCAUUGGCCAUUGAAGGAUAUGACGCUGCUGAACCUCCAAGAUCAACCUGAUCUCGUAACCCGUAACGUCGUGUACACUUACCGGGACGUGCCGUGGAUGAAUUCGAAGCUUUACAGGUGGCAUUCAUUCUACCACGACUCAAUGCCGUCAUCCAUCACUGGUCUCACUGCGGAUAUCCUGAUUGCAGUAGCGAUUUUGGCCUUUGGUGUAAAGGAUAAGUCAUGCGGGGCUAUAAAGGCACCCACACAAGAAGAUUGGCCGGUACUGGUGUCAUGGGCUCUGGCUGAUGUGGGUGGAGGUCCAGGAGAUGAGCAUAGCCUCAUUAGGAGUGCUGGUGCACCAAAAACUUGAAAUACAAUGAAAGUCACUUUCCAAAUUAGCGCUAUCCUUUUCAACAUUGAACUUUUCUUGUCGAAAACUGUGAACCGUCUUCGGUGCUGCAUUUUGCGUUUUGUUAAGUAUGGUGACUCAAAUUUAUUUCCAAAAAACAAACAUUAACACCCUACUAGCUUUUUCAAUCAAGGACGACCACAU
Molecule: messenger RNA, 1128 nt
Organism: Melampsora larici-populina 98AG31
Lineage: Eukaryota; Fungi; Basidiomycota; Pucciniomycetes; Pucciniales; Melampsoraceae
Exons: 6
Coding region: 40-945 (301 amino acids)
Biological process (GO): coenzyme A catabolic process
Molecular function (GO): acetyl-CoA hydrolase activity; coenzyme A diphosphatase activity
Source: RefSeq, a predicted model, not a curated record